AUGCGUUUGCUUGCGAGCGUUGUAGCAGCGCACAGCCGCCUUGCUAAAAUACCGAAAACAGCUGCACCGCUCAGCACGAGACGCUGCCUGCCGUCCCCAGCGGUCGGUUUUUUGGUCCGUCCAAUGUGUAGUGCUGUCCCGGUGGCAAAAGAACGCCAACUGAAGAUCGGUGAAUGUUCCGUGUAUUUUAUUGAAGCUGGUCAUGGAAGCCAGGGUGUUAUAUUGUUGCCCGGAGCACUCGGUACAGCUUGGACGGAUUUCAAACCUCAAAUCGAGAGGUUGCCAGUGCUGCUUCCACAUCACCGUGUAAUUGCCUGGGACCCUCCCGGUUACGGCAAAUCUCGUCCCCCGGAGAAACAGUUUACGCUGGAUUUCUAUGAACGAGACGCCAUAGCUGCAGGGGAGCUCAUGCGAAAGCUUGGUUUCGAGCGCUACAGUGUCGUCGGUUGGAGUGAUGGCGGUAUUACUGGCCUAGUACUGGCUGCCAAACAACCCGACCGAGUGGAAAAACUGAUAAUAUGGGGAUCAAACUCGUACAUAUCUGACACAGAGGCCAAAAUUUACGAAGAUAUACGUGAUGUCAGCAGGUGGUCCGCAAAAAUGCGUGAACCAAUGGAACAAGUAUACGAGGUAGACCAUUUCCCUAAACUUUGGUCGGCAUGGGUCGAUGGAUUGUUACGGAUUUAUCAUGAGCGCAAAGGGGACAUCUGUUCCGGUAUUCUAAAGCAUAUCAAAGCUCCGACGCUGGUCGUUCACGGUGCAAAGGAUCCAAUGAUAAUUCCAGAUCAUGUCCCAUAUCUGCUGAACAACAUCAAGAAUACAGAUCUGCACGUUUUUCCCGAUGGUAAACACAACAUUCAUCUCCGUUACGCUGAUGAAUUUAAUGCUAUCGUAGCUAAAUUUGUGCUCGGGGAAACUAAAUGAUUUUUGUGGCUGUUGGCAGAGAUUUUAUGACUGUUUUGUUUGUUUGAAGUUUUAAUUUCUUUCUCCACUGAAAACAU
Messenger RNA from Anopheles nili, 1001 nucleotides. RefSeq names its product valacyclovir hydrolase. The coding region runs from base 1 to 924 and encodes 307 amino acids. The transcript has 3 exons. Lineage: Eukaryota; Metazoa; Arthropoda; Insecta; Diptera; Culicidae. The record is from RefSeq and is a predicted model, not a curated record.